Messenger RNA from Bipolaris oryzae ATCC 44560, 1761 nucleotides. RefSeq lists its product as uncharacterized. The record is from RefSeq and is a predicted model, not a curated record. Gene Ontology annotation, molecular function: propionyl-CoA carboxylase activity. The transcript is spliced from 3 exons. The coding region runs from base 1 to 1761 and encodes 586 amino acids. NCBI's taxonomy places the organism in Eukaryota, Fungi, Ascomycota, Dothideomycetes, Pleosporales, Pleosporaceae.
AUGGCUGGCAACGAACAAAAGAAGUCCCCACCCACGGACGCGUCAACGCCAUCCGACUCUGCGAAAGCUAGGCUCGAGCAGGUCAGCUCGCACAUUGCAUCCAACACGCCGAAGCGACGGCGGAGGAAGGCUGCAGAUUUGGAUUUACCAGCUGAUUACUCGGAUAUCCUUGGUCAGAUUGCGACGCUCCGAAAGAGCGCUGCGACUCCUGAUACUAGCAAUCGAGGCUACCUGCGCCAGAAGCAAGCAGGCAAAUUAUGGGUACGCGAACGAGUCGAGCAGUUGCUUGAUGAGGGGAGUUUUCAGGAAGUUGGUAGUGUUAGUGGGACUGUGAAGUGGAAGCAGGUGGGACCGUUGAAGGAAGAGCCAGAGGAAUACGUACCUUCAAACAAUGUGCAAGGGUUUGGAAAGCUAAGAGGAAGAAAGAUUGUUUUUACGGCUGAUGACUUUUCGAUACGUGCUGGGCAUGCUGAUGGCUCGUUGAUGGAGAAGACGUUGUAUAUGGAGAAGCUUUCACUUUCACUUAAACUGCCGAUUAUAAAGCUUGUAGAUGGAUCUUCUGGUGGAGGCUCUGUCACUACAAUUCGUUCCUGGGGUUACUCUUAUAUUCCACCUCUGCCGGCUUUCGAACAUGUCGUCGCCCAACUCAAUUCGGGUAUACCAAACCUGGGUGCGGUCCUGGGUCCAGCCAUUGGUCUAGGAGCUGCACGAGUAGUUGCUUGCCACUUCUCCGUUAUGGCUGGAGAUAUUGGAUCACUAUUCAACGCAGGACCAAACGUUGUCAAAAACGCCACAUUCGAAGAAGAUCUAUCAGUGACAGACCUUGGAGGUCCCGCCGUCCACUGUACAAACGGCACAAUCGACAACCUAGCACCAGACGAAGCAGGCUGUUUCGAACAAAUCAGAACAGUCCUCAGCUACCUUCCGGACUGCGGCACCAAACUCCCCCCAACAAUCGACUGCACCGACCCAAUCGACCGCACAUCCGAAACCCUCCGCUCAAUCAUCCCACGAGCCAAAAACCGCAUGUACAACCCCCGCGCCAUCAUCAGCGAAGUCGUCGACCUCAACUCCUUCUUCGAAAUCGGCGCCCUCUGGGGCACAACCGCCAUCGUCGGGCUCGCCCGCCUCUCCGGCAAACCCAUCGGCAUCGUCUCCCUAAACUGCGAAGUCAACGCCGGCGCCCUCGACGCCCUCGGCUCCCAAAAAAUAACUAGGAUGCUAAAAUUCCUCGACGUCUUCAACAUCCCUCUACUCCAAUUCGUCGAUAUCCCCGGCUACGCCAUCGGCACCGUCGCAGAACGAAACGCCACGAUGCGCCACGGUAUCACUCUCGCCCAGACGUACUACAGCACCACGAUGCCCAUCUUCAACGUCAUUGUGCGCCGCGUGUACGGCGUCGCCGGGGGUGUCAUGUUAGACUGCCGGGACCCGCGCAUGCGCGUUGCGUGGCCGUCUGGGACUUGGGGUUCGUUGCCGCUGGAAGGCGGGAUUGAAGUUGGGCACUCGUUUGAGCUUAAGGAGGUUGAACGCAUGCAAGGGAAAGAGGCAAGGGAGGCAAGGUAUAAGGAGCUAGAAGCUGAGUAUAAGCGGUUGAUGAAUCCGGUGCGUACGGCGAAUGCGUUUGGGGUUGAGGAGAUUAUUGAUCCGGCGUUUACAAGAAGGGUUUGUUGUGAGUGGGUGGGGCAUGUAUAUGAGAGUUUGUUGCCGGUGAGGGUGUUGGAGAGGGUGGCGGGGAAGUUGCAGCCUUCGUUUUCGUAG